AUGUCCGCGACUCAAAAAGUACAGCAACACCCGGCCUUCAUCCAGGCCCAGGACAAGGCGAACUACUACGUCAACCAGCUCGACAAGGAGCUCUCCAAGUACCCGCUCCUGAACACGUUCGAGCAGCGCACGCAGGUCCCGAAGAGCUACGCCUUCCUCGGCGUCGUCAUCCUCGUCGUCAUCCUCCACAGCGUCAACGCGUUCGCCUCGCCCGUCUCGAACCUCGUCGGCUGGGCGCUCCCCGCCUUCCUCUCUGUCCGGGCGCUCGAGAGCCCCGGCAACCAGGACGACGUGCAGUGGCUCACGUACUGGAUCGUCUUCGGCUUCUUCAACUUCCUCGAGAGCUUCGCCCUCCGCGUCGUCCUCUACUACUUCCCCUGGUACUUCGCCUUCAAGAGCACGUUCAUCCUCUGGCUCCAGCUCCCCCAGUUCCGCGGUGCGCAAACGCUCUACGGCACCGUCGUCCGGCCGAUCUUCGUGAACGCCCACGGCAAGGCCAGCUCGCUCGCGCCCACCCAGCACGAGCCGACGGUCACCGCCGACGGCCUGCGCGAGCGCGUCGCGUCCUCGGAGUAA
Messenger RNA from Trametes versicolor FP-101664 SS1, 576 nucleotides. RefSeq lists its product as uncharacterized. Bases 1 to 576 code for a protein of 191 amino acids. NCBI's taxonomy places the organism in Eukaryota, Fungi, Basidiomycota, Agaricomycetes, Polyporales, Polyporaceae. The record is from RefSeq and is a predicted model, not a curated record. The transcript is spliced from 3 exons.